AUGGAGGCUGUGGUGUUAUUUGUCGCUGUUCUUCAAAUUUCGGUGACAGCUGUUGCAUACAAGGAUAUCACAUUCUUCAAUGCAAAAGCUUUACCAAGUAAGACUGACAGUACUGUCAUUGGUGGAUACUCAGCUGGUAGUGAUAAGACAACAUCAUUUACAUAUGGUAGAAUAAUAGAUACAGGGACAGGGGAUACACUACCAAGUGAUGUGACUUAUACAAACCAGAGUGGUUAUGCAAGAAGGAUGACCAUCCCAGCAGGCUCUAAUCUACCUGGUGUGUACUACUGUGAUCAUUCAGGUUUCAGGUUACAAACUGUUCUAGUGGCAUCACAAGCUGAAAUAUACCCAGAGAGUCAAACCAAGACAGUAAGUUGGGGAGAUGAUGUAACACUGACAAUGACCAUACAAUUAACAUCAAUAUCAGAGUCACAGUUGAAAUGGAAACAUAAUGGUGUGGAUAUAGAUGCAUGGAAUGGACAAAGUAGUAUUACUAUUACAUCAGUUAAACUAUCAGAUGCUGGAAUUUAUGAAUGUUAUACUAAUCAAACACAACGAGAAGAUGGAAAGAAUGGUUUUAUGAGACUUAUUAUUAGACGUUGUCCUAAUGGUAAAUAUGGUGAUACAUGUCUACUUAACUGUCCUACAUGUUAUAAUGGAGGUAUAUGUAAUUCAGACACUGGAGAAUGUAUAUGUCCACCAGGAUUUACAGAAGAUGACUGUAAUACAGGUUGUGCACGAGGCUAUUGGGGAAAGUCAUGUGAGCUCAGAUGUUCUAGGACAAAUACAGGUACAGCUUGUAAAGGAAGAAUGUUUUGUGUUUCUGAUCCAUAUGGAUGUUCAUGUCUUGCAUCACAUGGAGGAUUGGAUUGUGACUUGCUAAAUUGUUCUUCUGGAACAUAUGGAGCUGGAUGUACACAGACAUGUCACUGUACCAGUGGAUGUAAUACAAAAGGAGAAUGUAUUGACAGUACUAGUGAUUGUGAUACAGGAUGGAGCGAUAAUAAUUGUAAAGGAUGGAUAAAUCUAAAUACUAGAGAUUCUGAUUGUCAACAAGGUUUGUAUUUCAAAUCACUGGUUUCCAUGGUGAAUUAUGGUAACUAUAAUUAUCAUUGUAAAAACAAUGCAGCAUGUGAUAAGAGCACUGGUGUUUGUCCAAAUAGAGAUUGUGCACCAGGAUGGAUAAAUCUAGAUACUAUAGAUUCUGAUUGUCAACAAGAUGGUAGUCCUAAACAUAAAAGCUUUUCCUAUCACAAAGUCAACCCUGGUGAAGAAACGCAUUUCAUCUGUGGAAUCAUUGGGAAUCCUGUGGUAUCAAAUAAUGAAAUGCAAUUGUGGAAACUAGGUACAACUGACUUCUUGUCUCCUACUCAUUAUGAUGAUGAUGACAAAUAUACUGCUAUUGGAAAUUUCACUGUUGCUGUUGUUCAGAAUGAUGAUGUAUAUUUCUGUGGUGCUCCAGAUAUUGGAUUUAAUGGAUUCUCAGUUACUGUAAAACUAUAUGAUCUGCCAAGAUUUCAGACUAGCAACAAGCCACAAGUAUCAGAUAGUCAAUCUGACCAGCUUACUGUGACCUGGAACAAAUGGACUACUGAUGAUAUUGGAGAAGGUCCAGUUGAAUCUUAUAAAGUAUACUACAGAGAGAGUGGUGAGAGUGACUGGAUAUCAGGUCAAGUUAUAUCAGUCAGUGAUUCAAGUCAGAUGAGUUAUACAUCAACCAUCACAGGAUUACAAUGGUCUACUCAAUAUGAAAUUACAGUGACUGUUAAAAGACCGGGUCCACUUGGUGAAGGAAGUAAAGACACUACUAUAACAGAAACUACACUGUGUGCAACCCCGCAAAAACCAACAAUUCAGAAUGUAUUAUCACCUGAGUUGAAACAACUUGAAGUUCAUGUCCAGGUUCCUGAUAGUAGUGAUAUAAAGUGUAAAAAAGAUGGUGUGGAUGGCUACAUUGAUUACAUUGAAGUGAAGUAUAGGAAGACAGGUACAGAGGAUGAAUAUGAAAUGGGAAAGAUAGAAGUUUACGAAGAAAUUGUAACGGGUACAAAAGUUAUCACAUUUACUGAAGAAUCAUUACUACCAUACACAGAGUAUGAAGUCGUUGCUCUGCUUAAAAAUGCUGAUGCUACAAGUCCACAGAGUAAUUCAGUGACUGUUGUGUCACAUGAGGAUGUUCCUUCUAAGCCUAGAAAUGUAACACUACAACCAGCAGUGCAUACAAUUACUGUUACAUGGCUAGAACCAGAACCUCCCAAUGGUAUAUUAACAGCCUAUAAAAUAAUAUAUUGGAAAUCCAAUGAUGAGAAUGAUAAAAUAGAUAUUCUGGUAGAUAUUGGUGAUUUGAAUGAACAUAGUAUAGAUAAUCUGGAGUAUAAUGUUCUCUAUACUAUACAAGUAUCUGCCUUUACCAGUGUUGGAGAAGGUGAAUACAGUGAUAAAUUGAGUAUUCAGACAACAGAAGCAAUUCCUCAUGAACCUGCCAGCAUCGAUGUACAAAGAACAACUGAAAACAGCAUCAAAUUCACAUGGACAGAUCCUGAUAUAUUCAGUGGUGAUAUUUUACAUUAUGGGAUAACAUAUAGAUCAUCUGAAUCUGUUCAUUCAUCUACUGUGUUGGAAUCUAAGGAUCUACUUGUUGAGGGCAGUGCUCAUACACACACACUAGAAGGAUUGCCUCCAGGAACACAGUUUGAAAUAUCAGUAAAUGCAAGUACAUCAAAGGGAUUUGGUGAUCCUAGAACAGUUAGCACUGGUACCAAAAUUGGUGUUGGUGUUUCUGAUAUUCUGGAGGAGUUUGAUGAGAAAAGUGAACUAAACUUAACAGAUCACACUGCGACUAUUGAUUUGAGAAAACCCAAGUCAAACUCAGACAUAAAGACUGAUACACAACUUAUGAGUUACAUUCUAGUUGUGGAAGAAGUGAGUCAGAAGAGAAAGCGUGAUUUAGAAGAGAAUCAGUAUAUUACAGCAUCGUUUCCAUUGAAUGAAAUCCCUGAUCAACUUAUAGUGGGUAAUGAUAAGGAAUAUAAUGGUUAUAUCAAUAAACCAUUAACACCUGGACAAGAAUAUGUCAUAUAUGAUGGGAUUGCAGUGUAUACUACAGGGGUGGAGGAAUUACUAUUGACAGAUCAACCAAUAUCAUCAUUUCAAGGUGGAGUACCCAACAUAAUAGAACCAGGUGGUUCUGCUGUUGGUGUUGCUGUUGGUGUUGUUGUGGUUCUUUUAAUUGUUGUAGCAAUAAUAGUUGCAGUAUUUAUUAUGAGAAGGCGUCUGGGAAACCAGAAACGUAGUACUGAAUAUGAAACACCUAACAGCAGUAUGCCUUUUGAGAAUGCUUAUGCAAAUUUAGAGGAAUCCAGCAUGAAUUCAGACACUGUCACAGAUAAAGAAACUGGUGAAUCUCAAUAUAUGAAUAUAACUGAAGCAAAGAAGGCUCCUGAUGUGGUGAAACCUGACAAACCUAUAAAGCCAACAAAAGUGCCAACUUCUGAACCUGCAGCCAAGCCAAGGAGUCUCCCUCCAAAGCCAAAACCUAAAGCCAAGCCAAUACAUAACUCGCAAUACACAAUUCAAGUUAAAGAUUUGGCUGAUUAUGUUAUUAAGAAACGAGAAGAAAAUGAUUUUGUUUCACAAUUUAAGGGCCAUAUGUCUGUACCAAGUGCUGGUAUUGGUCGAACCGGAUCAUUUAUAUCCAUUGAUUCUAUGCUGAAAAUGGCCAAUGCUGAGGGAUGUAUUGAUGUCUUCAACUUUGUGAAAAGAGGAAGAGAAAACAGAAUGAACUUUGUUCAAACAGCAGAGCAAUAUGAAUUUGUUCAUACUGCUGUAAUGGAAGCCAUCUUGUGUGGAGACACUUCAAUUCCAGCAUCAGACUUCAGGCAGAUUUAUGGAAAAUUACAGACGAUUGACAGAAAGACCAAAAAAUCACAACUGCAAGUACAAUGGGAGAAUCUUGGCAAAGUAAGUCGUAAACCCAGAGAUGAUGAAUGUGAUGUAGGAACACUGGAAGAAAAUUCUGACAAGAAUAGAUUUCACAAUGUCUUACCAUUUAAUCGCCAUCGUAUUCGUUUAAUGACUCCAAUAUACGAGGAUGAAUUCUCAACUGACUACAUCAAUGCAAGUUUUGUUAGUGUAAGUAUUCAUCAUAAUGGUAUUGGUCGUAGUGGUGUAUAUUGUGCAUCAGUGUCUACUUGUGAUAGAAUCAAAGUGGACCAGAUGGUUGAUGUCUUCCAAGCUGUGAAAACACUCAGAACUAAUCGACCGUACAUGGUAGAAAGUACG
Molecule: messenger RNA, 4281 nt
Organism: Saccoglossus kowalevskii
Lineage: Eukaryota; Metazoa; Hemichordata; Enteropneusta; Harrimaniidae
Product: receptor-type tyrosine-protein phosphatase T-like
Biological process (GO): protein dephosphorylation
Molecular function (GO): protein tyrosine phosphatase activity
Source: RefSeq, a predicted model, not a curated record